Didymosphaeria variabile is the source of this 1734-nucleotide messenger RNA. RefSeq lists its product as uncharacterized. Bases 1 to 1734 code for a protein of 577 amino acids. Gene Ontology annotation, molecular function: transmembrane transporter activity. The record is from RefSeq and is a predicted model, not a curated record. Gene Ontology annotation, biological process: transmembrane transport. The transcript has 5 exons. Lineage: Eukaryota; Fungi; Ascomycota; Dothideomycetes; Pleosporales; Didymosphaeriaceae.
AUGGCUUCGACUGAGGAGCAGAAGGCUGCUGAUUCUGCAUACGCCAUGGACGCCAGCAAGAAAGACGACGCGACUGUCGAUGUAGCGGCUGAGAAGGAGGAACAGCUCGUGGCGGAGGAGCAGCCAGACUCGGGGGGCAUCAAUGCUGCCGACGAGGUCAAAGGGCUCAAGUUGGCGUUGAUUAUUCUGGGGUUGUGUUUCUCUAACAUCCUGACGGGCCUAGACUUCACACUGAUCGCGACGGCCAUCCCCGUCAUCACAAGUGACUUCGACUCCCUCCAGGACGUCGGCUGGUAUGGCAGCGCCUACUUCGUCGCCAUGUGCGUCGCGCUGCCGCUCGCCGGCAAAAUCUACAUGUUCUUCCCCAAGAAACUCGUCUACCUCGCCUACAUCGGCGUCUUCGAAAUCGGCAGCCUCGUCUGCGCGCUCGCGCCCAACUCAAAUGCCCUCAUCGUCGGCCGCGCCAUCAGCGGGCUGGGCGCGUCAGGUAUUUUCGCCGGCAGCUUGAUCAUUGUAGCGACCAUCGCGCCGCUGCACAAGCGGCCGCUGCUCACGGGGAUGACGAAUGGCACGUUCGGCGCGAGCCAGAUCAUAGGCCCGCUGAUUGGCGGUGCCUUCGCGCAGAACGUCACCUGGCGAUGGUGCUUUUGGAUCAAUCUGCCUGCGGGCGGCGUGUCGAUUGCGCUGAUACUACUGUUUCUGCAUCUGCAGACGAGCCCGACCGAGAUGGGGCCGUUGAAGACCAAGAUCAAGAACCUGGAUUUGCUGGGCUUUACCAUCUUUGCGGGCGCGAUUCUGAUGCUGCUGCUUGCUCUGCAGUGGGGCGGGGUCACGUAUGCGUGGUCGUCGUCUAUUGUCGUUGGACUGCUGGUUGGGUUCGUCGUCGUAUUUGCCAUCUUCGUGGCGUCGCAGUGGUGGAUGGGGGACUCGGCGCUCGUGCCGCCCAAGCUAUUCACCUUCCGGACUGUGGUGCUUGCUUUUGGAGCAUGUCUGCUAGGUCCGGGGGGUGUGGCAACCAUCAUCUACUAUCUGCCCAUCUGGUUCCAGGCGGUGCAGGGUGCCACGCCCAUUAGCAGUGGUGUGCGGUAUUUGCCCAGCGUUAUCUCAGAUGUCUUGACGUCUAUUGUUGGCGGCGGCAUCGUGAUGAAUGUCGGUUGGUACAAUCCGUUUUACAUCUUUGGCGUGGGCAUACUGGCGAUUGGUUCUGGGCUGCUGUCGACACUGACGCCGACAACUGAUGCCGGGAAAUGGAUUGGAUACCAGAUCCUCACGGGUUGCGGGUAUUCUUUCAUGGUGACGAUGCCUCAUAUCGCACUGCAAGCCAUGCUGCCGCCUGAUCUGAUACCAAUUGCGUCGACAACCCUGCUCUUCGCCAUGACAGCAAGCUGUUCCAUAUUUUUAGCAGGCGGCCAGGCCAUGUUCCAAUCAUCUCUCACGCGCAACUUGGUUCGCGUGGUCUCCCCCGAAGAAGCUGCUCGGCUGAUUGCCGUGGGAGCAGCUGACGUCCACCGCGAGGUCCAGCCCGCAGUCCGUGACGCUGUAAUCGACGUAUACAGCAAGGCCAUUACCAAUGUCUUCUACCUCGCGGCUGGGAGUGCCGCCGUGGCGUUUGUAUUGGUGUGCGGCAUCAAGUGGAAGAAUAUCAAGGCUAAGCCGAAGCCAGAGGACGAGGAAGCGAAAGCGAAAGCCGCUGCGGAGGAGGAAAAGUCUUCUAGUAUUGCGGCGUCCGGUUAG